Molecule: messenger RNA, 1719 nt
Organism: Armigeres subalbatus
Lineage: Eukaryota; Metazoa; Arthropoda; Insecta; Diptera; Culicidae
Exons: 1
Coding region: 1-1719 (572 amino acids)
Source: RefSeq, a predicted model, not a curated record
AUGUACUACGCUCUUCUCGAAUCUCAAAGAUUAACCCUUGGUGAAGGGUAUCCUGUUCUACAAAAAACGGCAUUAGGAUAUGUGGUCUCUGGAAAGGCCAACUUACAGGAGCCGGAAACUGUGGUGUGUCAUGUGGCUACAGAUCAGGAUCUCAAUGCUCAGCUGGAGAAAAUGUGGGAAGUCGAUGAUUUCGACAUUGGACGUGCUUUAACACAAGAGGAGCAAUAUGUUGAAGAUCAUUUUACUCGCACAGUAUCCCGUGACAACAGUGGACGUUACGUGUUACGAUUACCGCUCAGAGAAUCUCGAAUCCCACUCCUUGGCGAUUCCUACAGGUCGGCUGUAAAUCGUUUCUCAAUGAUGGAGAGACGUUUCGCCAAGGACAACGAUCUACGUGUGGAGUAUACGCAGUUCAUGGAAGAAUAUAUCAAGCUGGGGCAUAUGGAAGAGUGUUCAGGUUCACGCGUCGCGGGCCCGCAGUUUUUUCUUCCGCACCACGCAGUUCGUCGGCCUGAGAGUACAACUACCAAAACUAGGGUAGUCUUCGACGCUAGCCACAAAUCUCAUGGACAGCUGUCGCUAAACGAAGUUCUUUUUACUGGUCCAACGGUUCAACCUAGUUUGCUUGUAGUGGUCGUUAAUUUCCGGAUGCCGAAGUAUGUAUACUCCGCCGACGCCGAGAAAAUGUUUCGGCAAGUGUGGGUGCAUCCAGACGAUCGAAAUCUUCUCUCUUUAGUUUGGCGUUCUGACCCGUCACACCAAUUGAAGCAUUAUCAGUUGAAGACGGUGACGUAUGGACUUGCCUGCUCACCAUUUCAAGCCGCUCGUGUACUCAACAAACUCGCCGAGGAUGAUGGAGGUCAGUAUCCGUUAGCUGCGCCAGUGAUUAUGAAGGGAUUCUAUGUGGACGAUUGUCUUGCUGGAGGCGACAACCUUGACCAGGUCGCUGAAACAUGCCAUCAACUACAAGAGUUGCUCGCCCAAGGGGGAUUUACUCUUCGCAAGUGGUGCACUAACCAUUCAAAUGUGUUGCGUCACAUCCCCAAGGAACUCUGCGGUACCUCCGGCCCAACAGAAAUAGGGCGUGGUACUAUAACGAAAGCUCUAGGGCUUCUUUGGAAUCCAUCAACCGAUCAGCUCAGUUUCCAAGUUCCCAAAUUUGGAGAGUUAUCCAUCGUCACCAAACGAUCUGUUGUUUCGGAAAUGUCAAGGCUCUUCGACCCUCUUGGUCUUCUGGGACCGGUAAUCAUCAGCGCUCGUAUAUUUGUGCAGGGAUUGUGGUCAAAACGGUUCACUUGGGAUGAACAGUUACCUGGUGCAGAAAGUCAAUGGUGGCGAGUAUACCGAAACGAACUGGCUCAACUGAGUGUCAUUGCAAUUCCAAGACACGUAAUCUCGAAUUGUCACCAAGAUUAUCAACUUCAUUGUUUCUGCGAUGCGUCUUCCAAGGGAUAUGGUACUUGUGUCUAUGUCGUGGGGCUGGAUAUCAAAGGAAAGGUGGAAAGCAAGUUGCUUAUUGCCAAGUCACGAGUCGCUCCCUUGCGUGGCUUAUCAAUACCAAGAAUGGAACUGUGUGCUGCCGUCCUUGGUAGCCAGUUAGUUCAUAACCUGAGGAACACUACCGAUUUUCGAGGCUCAGCGGUGUUUUGGUCGGAUAGCACCGUUGUUUUACACUGGAUUCAGUCACCGCCAAAUGAGUGGAAAGUUUUUGUUUCUUAA